Molecule: messenger RNA, 1567 nt
Organism: Etheostoma cragini (Arkansas darter)
Lineage: Eukaryota; Metazoa; Chordata; Actinopteri; Perciformes; Percidae
Product: pharyngeal muscle protein 2-like
Exons: 4
Coding region: 749-1567 (272 amino acids)
Biological process (GO): protein N-linked glycosylation; carbohydrate metabolic process
Molecular function (GO): beta-N-acetylglucosaminylglycopeptide beta-1,4-galactosyltransferase activity; cytoskeletal protein binding
Source: RefSeq, a predicted model, not a curated record
ACGCGACACAUCGGUGCCCUGCGGCAGCCUGAGCCGCAGUCUGUCGAGUUUUUACAUAGUUAUUAACUUCGUAACGUCGCUGUUACAAACCGCGAGUCUCUAUCUGUUGAAAGUACGUUUCUAAAGUACUUGUUUGAGCGGGAAACUUUUCAUCUUUCAUCCUCCGUUUUCUUGUGAAGGACUAAGAGACGAAGUUCCUGCGUGGCUAACUCCCGUAACAGUUUACGUCACUUUAAAAGUGAACGCACGCUGAGCUAAUUUAAGCUAACUGCUACCUGACUGCGAUAAAGCUUUAACUAAUAACAGCACUUUAUUUUCAUAUUCGGCUUCUAUUUGGGGUUACUCUUCGCUUUACUUUGACGGAGUCUCGGUGUCUAAAAUUCGGGAACUUUCGAGUUAACUUCCCCCAAAAAGGAGCUCUGAAGUGAGGAGAAACGCAGAAGAGUCCCGGGUGGAAGGCAGCGUCGCACGGUGAGCUAGUUUAGGCUAACCGCUAGCUAACCGCGACAGAGCUUACAUUAUUAACAGCACUGGGUUUGGUAAUUCGGCUUCUUAUUUUGGGAACUUUCCGCUUUACUUUGACCCAACAUCGGUGUGUUAAACUCCGGGACUUCCAGGCGAAGUUAGGCGGAAAUGGUCCCUUAAAGUUGACAGGAAGUCAGAGGGACCCUGGUGGAAGAGGCGACGUCGCUUUUCGGCCCCAGUUCGCCUGUCAGUACUUUCCCAGCGGCCGAACUAGUUCGGCAGGAUGGCCGGAGACUCCCCGGUGAACUUCAGCCUCCUACACCGGACCUGCAAGCUGGUGGUGCUGCUGUGCUUCCUCCACAUCUCCGUCACUGUCUUCUUCUACGUCCGGUCUCUGGACAUCCGGUUCGCCUUCGCCCCGAACCAGCAGUCGCAUAGCAACAGCACCACGGACACGAACCUGGUCAGAAACAUCCCAGAGUCUGGUCCCGGACUGGGUCUAGAGAUGAAAGACGAGCCGAGAGCUGAAACCCAGGAGGAAAUGGCCGGCAUGAAGACGGGAGAGGAACCAGAGAAGAAGACGGGAGAGGAACCAGAGAAGAAGACUGCAGUGGAACCAGAGAAGAAGACUGCAGUGGAACCAGAGAAGAAGACUGCAGAGGAACCAGAGAAGAAGACUGCAGUGGAACCAGAGAAGAAGACGGCAGAGGAACCAGAGAAGAAGACUGCAGUGGAACCAGAGAAGAAGACUGCAGUGGAACCAGAGAAGAAGACGGCAGAGGAACCAGAGAAGAAGACGGCAGAGGAACCAGAGAAGAACCUGGAGAAAUGUCCUGAAACCUCUCCGCUGCUGGUGGGUCCUCUGCGCGUGGAGUUCAACAUGGCCCUGGACCUGCAGCGGGUUGAGAAGGAGAACCCAAACCUGCGCCUGGGGGGGCGGUUCUGGCCCGGGACCUGCAGGGCCCAGCAGAAGGUGGCCGUCAUCAUCCCCUUCAGGAAGAGGGACGAGCACCUCAAGUUCUGGCUCUACUACCUGCACCCCAUCCUGCAGAGACAGCAGCUGGACUAUGGGGUCUACGUCAUCAACCAGACUGCUGUGUGA